UUCAUUGAUACAUACAUACACACACACACAUAUAUAUAUAUAUAUAUUAGAGUAUCGACUGAGACAAAAAGAAGAGAAAAACCGAUCUCUUACGUACGCAAUGAAGAAAGCAGAACUAGUUUUCAUUCCCUCUCCAGGCAGAGGCCACCUUGUAUCAAUGGUCGAAUUUGCCAAGACAUUAGUCGCUCGAGAUGAUCGCUUUCAUAUUACUAUCCUCAUCAUGAAGUUGCCAUUUGAACCCAAGCUCUCCGCCUACACCGACUCACUUGUUGCCUCUUCAACCUCCGAUCGCAUCAAGUUCGUCGACCUCACCAGCCGGGACCACAUCGUCAUUUCGGAAACCCACCCCCUCCUCUUUAUGGAAAUAUUCAUUGAGAAUCAUAAGCCUAAAGUCAGAAACGCCGUGACCGCACACUUCGAGUCCAAUAUAGAUCUCGACUCUCCUCGGCUUGCUGGAUUUGUCAUCGACAUGUUUAUGACAACAAUGAUAGAUGUGGCCAAUGAAUUUAAAGUUCCAACCUACGUCUUUUUCACAUCGAGCGCUGGCUUUCUCGGUCUCACGUUACAUAUCCAAGCUCAUCAUGAUGAUAAGGAUGGUGAGACAAAUAUGGACACUACUCACUUCUCUCAAGACUCGGAUGCUGAGUUUUCAGUUCUGGGUUUCUUAAACCCGGUACCUACCAGUGUCUUUCCAGGCGUGUUCUUUGACGAUGCUUCGACCGCCAUCUUCGUUAACCAUGCUAGAAAGAUCAGAAAAACUAAAGGGGUUAUCUUAAACACGUACAUGGAACUAGAGUAUCAUGCAAUUCACUCUCUACUCCGUGACAGUGAAUCUCCACCGUUAUACUCUGUGGGACCCAUCGUAUCUCCUAACGACGACAGCAGCGAACUCCUUUCAGCCCGCCAGUACUCGGACAUCAUGAAUUGGCUCGACGAGCAGUCUCGUUCAUCGGUAGUGUUUCUGUGCUUCGGGAGCAUGGGGUUCUUCGAUGAGGAUCAGGUGAAAGAGAUAGCAUGUGGUCUAGAGCAGAGUGGGCUCAAUUUCCUCUGGUCCCUCCGGCAGCCAUCGCCCACGAACAAGUUCAGUUCUCCAAAAGACUACGAGGAUCCGACAGAAGUCCUCCCGGAGGGAUUCCUCGAACGGACUGCCAGCAGAGGAAAGAUCAUAAGUUGGGCACCACAAGUGGCCAUCCUGUCUCACCCAGCUGUCGGAGGCUUCGUGUCGCACUGCGGCUGGAACUCGAUUCUGGAGAGUUUAUGGUUUGGUGUGCCGAUCGCUGCGUGGCCACUGUACUCGGAGCAGCAACUGAAUGCAUUUGAGAUGGUGAAGGAGUUGGGAUUAGCCGUGGAGAUUAGAUUGGACUACGUGACGGGGUUUUACUGUAAGAAAGAGCAAACUAUAGUAAGAGCUGGAGAAGUGGAGGAAGGAGUGAGAAAAUUGAUGGAGGUAGCCGCCGAUGAUGAGCGAAGAAAACGAGUGAAAGAGAUGAGCGAGAUGUGUAGGAAAGCGUUGACUGCCGCUGGGUCUUCUUACUCUUCCUUGAGUGGUUUGAUUGGAGAUAUUAUUGAUAAUAAUCUUCCUUAGUCAAGUAGCCUUGAAGAUUAGAAUGCUAUUCUCCUUCUUUUUUUUUUAAUUUUGUCUUGUGUGUUUUUUCAUGUUUUAUUAGAGUUAGAUUCAAUACACAAGCUGUAUUAAUUACAUAGGAUUUUUUAUAUAUACUAAAUAAGAUAGUUAAUGCUUAAACUGUUGAUCCA
This is a messenger RNA of Humulus lupulus (European hop), 1755 nucleotides long. Its product is annotated as anthocyanidin 3-O-glucosyltransferase 2-like. Bases 101 to 1585 code for a protein of 494 amino acids. NCBI's taxonomy places the organism in Eukaryota, Viridiplantae, Streptophyta, Magnoliopsida, Rosales, Cannabaceae. The transcript has a single exon. The record is from RefSeq and is a predicted model, not a curated record. Gene Ontology annotation, molecular function: UDP-glycosyltransferase activity.